Molecule: messenger RNA, 2100 nt
Organism: Rotaria sp. Silwood2
Lineage: Eukaryota; Metazoa; Rotifera; Eurotatoria; Philodinida; Philodinidae
Source: the annotation of a GenBank genome assembly
AUGUUAUUAUUUGAUACUAUUUAUUCAGCAACUAUUACAAAUAUAUGUCCUGAUACACCUUCGUGCAAUUGUACACUUACCGAUAAUACAAAUUUAAAUAUAAUUUGUAGUUCAACACCAUCUCUUACUCAAUUGCCUACACUUUCACCUAACACACUUCAAGCAAAUGUUAAAGAAUUACAUAUGAUAUCAUCAAUAACUUAUACUAGAGGUCCUCUAAUAACUUUACCAACAAAUAUUUGUUCGUAUCCAAGUCUUGAUACACUUGAUUUAUCAUCAAAUAAUAUAAGUGGUUUAUUAAAUACAUCUGAACUCGCUUGUUUAGGUUCAAACUUAAUUCAUGUUGAUUUUUCAUAUAAUAAUAUAAAUGAUAUUGAUUUGAAUUUCUUUAAAGCAAAUCGACAAUUAAAAACAAUAAAUCUUUCUCAGAAUAACUUAACAUUAAUGCCUUUAAUUGAUGGAGAAUAUUUUGUUGAUUUUCCUUCAACAAUUAUAUCAAUGAAUUUCAGUUUUAAUCAAAUAGUUAGUGUAGAUUUUUGGCCUCUAUUUGUUACAACAGGAAAUACUAUGACAAUUGAUAUGAGUAAUAAUUUAAUUGAAAAUUAUACAAAUACUGUUCCAAUAUCUUUAGAACAGUUUACUAAAACACCAGACCCACGAUAUUUUUAUUUAAAUAAUAAUCGUCUUAAUCGUUUAUCUGAUCUUUUACUUGAACAAUAUGGUGCAUGUUCAACAACAAAUUCAAUAAGUGCAGCUUAUUUUAUUGUUGGAAUAUCAAAUGUAUUAUUAACAAAUAAUACAUUAAUAUGUGAUUGUGAAUCUUAUAAUUUAAUAACAUAUAUUAAUGAUGGUAUAAAUGAUUUUCCUGAGAUUAAUAAUGGUACUGCUUUAUUAACACAAGCAAUAUGUUCAUCUGGACAGAAAUAUAUUUUUACAAGUUUUACUGACUCUAAUAAUUGUGAAAAUUAUACAUUACCCAAUAUUACAGAUAUUUUUUGUUCACUUUAUGUAAACGAUAGUAGAGUAACAUUAGCACCACCUACUUAUUGGCCAACAACAAUAACGACAACAACAACAACAAAUGCAUAUGAAACUAAUUCAAUAACUGGAACAAACAAUGAAAGCUCAAAUGGUUCAUCAACUUCGAGUUUAUGGUAUAUUAUCUUGGGUGUUGUUCUUGGUGUGGUAGUUAUUUUAACAAUAAUUAUAGCUCUUUGUUAUCUAUAUCAAAAGAAGUUUUCUCCAAAAACAUAUAAUUUAAAAGUUACGAAUCAUGCUCAAACAGAUGAAAUAAAGUCACGUCGUGUUUCAAUGUCAACGUCAACAUGUGAAUUUGAUAAUCAAGGAAAAGAAACACAACCAAAUGAUGGUGGCUUACAUACAAAUUCGAAUUUACCAAAAGAUUAUCCAUCUUUGAAUGAUGGAAAUAAUCCAGAACAAGAAACUCAAACAUGUUUUCAACCUGUUCGUUCAAAACCACCUACUGGUCGUUUACCUUCAGCAUAUAGUUCUCAACAAAUAGAUAGCAAUCAUACACAAAAUACGUUACAACGUAAACGUAAAUUAUCCUUUCCACCAGCAGCAACUGAUGUUGCAACAAAUACAGCAAAUGUUGUCAAAGGUAUUCCAAUACCAGCAGGAUCAGCAAAACCUCAAUCUAUAUUUUCAAAUGAUACUGAUACAAGAACUAAUGCAAAUAGUUCUCAAUUAAAUGUUGCACCUAUUCCACUUGUACCAUCAAAACGAGCAAAAAUUUUACCACAAAUUAAAAAUGGAAUCUAUACUGAUUCCAAAACUGAUAAUUUAUUAAAUACAUCAGCAGGUGCACUUGUAACCAAUCAAAGACAACGACGACGUAGUUCAAUGUGGCUUCGAAAACAAACUCAAAAUAUGGUAUCACCAUUACCUCCUCGACCUCAAUCGAUGGUAACACAAAAAAAUACAUUAUUUGACUCUGAUGCAUCAUUUGAUGAAAGUAUACACUGGACGCCAACUAUUGAAAGUUUAACAAACAAAUCAUCAAAACCUAUACGCACGGUACCAUUACUUAAUAUUUCUGUUGUACCUGCUUGGAUAGAGGAUAGUAAUGAUCAACUAUAA